This is a messenger RNA of Canis lupus familiaris (dog), 3550 nucleotides long. RefSeq names its product brain enriched guanylate kinase associated (gene BEGAIN). NCBI's taxonomy places the organism in Eukaryota, Metazoa, Chordata, Mammalia, Carnivora, Canidae. Gene Ontology annotation, cellular component: synapse. The transcript has 7 exons. The record is from RefSeq and is a predicted model, not a curated record. The coding region runs from base 981 to 2900 and encodes 639 amino acids.
GGCUCCCUGCCCAGGGACAGCCCCAAGCCCAAGCCCACCGCCGGUCCCCCCACUCUGCUGCCCUGAGGACCACACACUGGGCCUGCUCUCAGAGCCUUCUGCCUCCGGAUCCCCGCAUCCCGGCCAGCACCUAGUCCACCCUUCCCCCGGGCCUGGGCUCAGGUCAGCCCAUCCUCGGGCCACAGCGUGCCCCUGCCAGGCCAGGACGUCCUCACCUCCGGACCUCUGAGAAGAGGUGCUAGUGGGAGGAGGAGGGCUCCGCUGUGCCCGUGGCUGCUGAGGAAGCAGGUCACUGAGCUCUGAGAAGGGACAGGCCAGAGUCAGGUGCAUGCUGGUCCUGGUACACCUGGGAGUGAGGACAGACAGGCCUGAGCCAGGUGCAUACCGGUCUUGGCACACCUGGGAGUGAGAACAGAUAGGCCUGAGCCAGGUGCACACCGGUCUUGGCACACCUGGGAGUGAGGACGGACAGGCCCGAGCCAGGUGCACAGCGGUCCUGGCUCACCUGGGAGUGAGGACAGAGAGUGUUCCCAUGGAGCAGAGAAUGUGACAGUACCCAGAGGGUCAAGAGAAGGUUGUUCUCAGUGCGGGAGACGUAACUCUCCCUCUGCCCAGGAGAGAAUGAUCUGGAAGAGAGGGAGCGAUGGGUGGCUCAGGAGCGAGGCGAGAGGAGCUGCGCCAGGCCUGGAGUGGGCGGAGGGCUGCCUGGCGGGUUGUGUGUAGUAACAGGCGGGCGUGCCGGGUGUCGGGGCAGAUGCUGGUAGGUGGGUACACCUGCUGCUGACAUCUGUGGAAGUUCCCUUGGGGCGGCUUCGUUUCCGCAGGGGAGAAGGAAGCGAGGUCAUCAGCUGGGAGUGGGGCUGGGGGCGGAGGUGAUAGGAUUCCGGGUCACUCGAUCAGUUGAGCAGAGAGUGAGGCCCGUCGCGCAGCUCUGUGAUUUCCUGCUGUCCACGGGGAGGGGGCCGACCUCGAAGGGAGAGAUGGGGAGAGGAUGUGGCAAGUGGUGCACGGGGACAAGGCUGCGCAGCCCCUGGGUGCCCUCGUGCCUCGGGCAGCCCCGCAUCCUGCAGGGCCGACUGGCCAGGUCCUCGCCCUCGCUCUGGGACAGCGCGCUGCAGGAGCAGAAGGGCGAGCUGCGCAAGCGGCUGUCCUACACCACGCACAAGCUCGAGAAGCUCGAGACCGAGUUCGACUCCACGCGCCACUACCUGGAGAUCGAGCUGCGGCGCGCGCAGGAGGAGCUCGAGAAGGUCACCGAGAAGCUGCGCAGGAUUCAGAGCAACUACAUGGCGCUGCAGAGGAUCAACCAGGAGCUGGAAGACAAGCUGUACCGCAUGGGCCAGCACUAUGAAGAAGAGAAGCGAGCGCUGAGCCACGAGAUCGUUGCCCUCAACAGCCACCUGCUGGAGGCCAAGGUGACCAUCGACAAGCUGUCGGAGGACAAUGAGCUCUACAGGAAGGACUGCAAUCUAGCGGCGCAGCUCCUUCAGUGCAGCCAGACCUACGGCAGGGUCCAUAAGGUGUCUGAGCUGCCCUCUGACUUCCAGGAGCGCGUGAGCCUGCACAUGGAGAAGCACGGCUGCAGCCUGCCCUCCCCGCUCUGCCACCCGGCCUAUGCCGACAGCGUCCCCACCUGCGUCAUCGCCAAGGUGCUGGAGAAGCCCGACCCCAGCAGCCUGUCCUCGCGCCUGUCGGACGCCUCGGCCCGCGACCUGGCCUUUCGGGAGGGGGUGGAGAAGCAGGGCCCGCGGCCCCCCUACAAGGGCGACAUCUACUGCAGCGACACGGCCCUCUACUGCCCCGAGGAGCGGCGGCGCUCCCGGCGGCCCAGCGUGGACGCGCCCGUGAGCGACGUGGGCUUCCUGCGGGCCCAGAACUCCACCGACAGCGCGGCCGAGGACGAGGAGGAGGCCGAGGCCGAGGCGGCCGCCUUCCCCGCGGGCUUCCGGCACGAGGCCUUCCCGGGCUACGCGGCCUCCCUGCCCACGUCCAGCUCCUACUCGAGCUUCAGCGCCACGUCGGAGGAGAAGGAGCACGCCCAGGCCAGCACGCUCACCGCCUCGCAGCAGGCCAUCUACCUGAACAGCCGCGACGAGCUCUUCGACCGCAAGCCGCCCGCCGCCGCCGCCGCCGCCGCCUACGAGGGCAGCCCGCGCUUCGCCAAGGCCGCGGCCGGCGUGGCGGCCCCGCUCGAGGCCGAGGUGGCGCCGGGCUUCGCGCGGACCGUGUCCCCGUACCCGGCCGAGCCCUUCCGCUUCCCCGCGUCCCCGGGCCCGCGGCAGGCCCUGAUGCCCCCAAACCUGUGGAGCCUGCGGGCCAAGCCGGGGUCGGCCCGGCUCCCCGGGGAGGACGCGCGGGGCCAGUGGCGGCCGCUGAGCGUGGAGGACGUGGGCGCCUACUCGUACCCGGCCCCCGCCGCGGGCCGCGCGUCGCCCUGCAGCUUCUCGGAACGCUACUACGGCAGCGGCGGCGGCAGCCCCAGCAAGAAGGCCGAGGGCCGCGCCAGCCCCCUCUACGCCAGCUACAAGGCCGACAGCUUCUCCGAGGGGGACGACCUCUCGCAGGGCCACCUGGCCGAGCCUCGCUUCCUCCGCGCCGGCGGCGACCUGAGCCUGAGCCCCGGCCGCGCGGCCGACCCGCUGCCCGGCUACGCGCCCAGCCCGGGGGACGCCGAGAGGCUCGGGGUGCAGCUGUGCGGGCCGGGCGGCAGGCCCGAGCCCGAGCACAGCCCCCACAGCUCCAGGGACUCCCUGGAGCCCAGCUCCAUGGAGGCGUCCCCGGAGAUGCACCCCGCCGCCCGCCUCAGCCCCCAGCCGGCCUUCCCGCGGACUGGUGGCUCGGGGCUCAGCCGCAAGGACAGCCUCACGAAGGCCCAGCUCUACGGAACCUUGCUCAACUGAACAGGCCGCGGCCACGGGGCCCCCCCCCCGCCCCCCCCCCGCCCCGCGACCCGAGAGGAGGCCCCCCACGCCGUCUCGUCCACCCCAGCCCCCCCACGGUGGAACGUUUUUCACACCCGACAUCCUUCCCCACCUGAGAUGAGCAUUCCCCCCUUUUAUAAAGUGAAACUAUUUUUAUAGAGAAAAAGGGUCUUUCUUAACGCACUUGGCCUCCAGCUCCCUGGAUGGCAGCCUUGGCGUUUUCAACACAAAGCUCCUUUAUUUUUCGGGGGAGGACGAGUGGGGCCUGUCCCUGGGAGGGGAAGGACGGCGUCCCGUGGAGACACCCCAGUGAGCCGGUGACAAGGGAACCCGAAGCUCUGUCCACGAAGAGGGGAACUAGAACGGGUGGAGGGAUGUGACGUUUUUAAACUGUUCUCGCCGUGUGACCGACACACCACCCCAGCUCUCCCGUGGUCCGUCGUCCCGAGUGGGGCCGGUGCUCGUCCCCCAGUGUCCCGCUCCCCGGCACCACCUCGCUCUACCUCACACGUAAUGAGGCCCUCUGACUCCCGGUUUCUGUGGCUUGCUUUCCCGUCGUCCGCGAUGCAUGCCCUGUCCCAGGUAGUACUGUACUUCCGUUCAUUAAUAAAAGACAUCGGUGGAAAGGA